Cinclus cinclus is the source of this 1950-nucleotide messenger RNA. RefSeq names its product dopamine beta-hydroxylase (gene DBH). Gene Ontology annotation, cellular component: secretory granule membrane. Gene Ontology annotation, biological process: dopamine catabolic process; octopamine biosynthetic process; norepinephrine biosynthetic process. Bases 1 to 1950 code for a protein of 649 amino acids. The transcript has 12 exons. Lineage: Eukaryota; Metazoa; Chordata; Aves; Passeriformes; Cinclidae. The record is from RefSeq and is a predicted model, not a curated record. Gene Ontology annotation, molecular function: copper ion binding; dopamine beta-monooxygenase activity.
AUGCAAUUAAAGAGUAUCACUUACCCAGCUUGCCCAGGAGGGUCAGCACAUAAAUGGGCACAGCCAGGUGCCGGGUGCUGUCCUGGCAGGAUGCAGAACUCCAGGAGCAAGCCCUGCUCCUGCCCCAGCCUCAAGCUGCGAGAGGUGGCAUCCAUGUACUUCACCCUGGUGGCAGCAUUCCUGGUCAUCCUGGUGGUGGCCCUGCAGGGCUCGGCGCCCCGGGGGAAUGAUUUCCCCUACAAGGUGCCCCUGGAUCCUCAGGGGUUGCUGGAGCUCUCCUGGAAUGUCAGCUACCCCGAGCAAGCCGUGCACUUCCAGCUCCUCAUCAGGGACCUGCAGUUCGGGCUCCUCUUCGGGAUGUCAGACAGGGGAGAGUUUGAGAACGCAGACCUGGCCGUGCUCUGGAGUGAUGGGCACAACUCCUACUUUGGGGAUGCUUGGAGCGAUGCCAAAGGGCAGCUCCACAUGGAUUCCCAGCAGGACUACCAGCUCCUCGGGGCUCGUAGGGCUCCUGAGGGGCUUUACCUCCUCUUCAAAAGAGCCUUCAGCACCUGUGACCCCAAGGACUACCUGAUAGAGGAUGGCACUGUGCACCUGAUCUACGGCAUCCUGGAGAAACCUGUGCACUCCCUGCAAGCCAUCAACAUCUCUGCCCUCCACGGGGGACUGCAGAGGGUGCAGCUGCUGAAACCCAACAUCAGCAUCCCUGAGCUGCCCAGUGACAUGAAGACCAUGGAGAUAACAGCCCCAGAUGUUGUCAUUCCCAGCCAGGAGACGACCUACUGGUGCUACAUGGCAGAACUGCCAGAGGGCUUCCCCAAACACCACAUUAUCAUGUACGAGCCAGUGGUCACAGCGGGCAACGAGGCUCUUGUCCACCACAUGGAAGUUUUCCAGUGCACGGCCGAGUUCGACAGCUUCCCCCACUACAACGGGCCCUGUGAUUCCAAAAUGAAGCCAGACAGGCUCAACUACUGCAGGCACGUGCUGGCAGCCUGGGCCAUGGGGGCACAGGCAUUCUAUUACCCUGAAGAAGCAGGUCUAGCCUUUGGUGGCCCAGGCUCCUCCAGAUAUUUGCGUCUGGAGAUCCAUUACCACAAUCCCCUGGUGUUCAAAGGUCGCCGUGACUCCUCGGGGAUCCGGCUGUACUACACGGCCACCCUUCGUCCCUAUGACGCUGGGAUCAUGGAGCUGGGCUUGGUGUACACCCCAGUGAUGGCCAUUCCCCCUGGAGAGGACAGCUUCAUCCUCACGGGAUACUGCACUGAUAAAUGCACCCAGCUGGCUCUGCCCGCUGCUGGCAUCCGCAUCUUUGCCUCCCAGCUGCACACACACCUGGCAGGGAGGAAAGUGGUGACGGUGCUGUCCCGGGAUGGGAAGGAGCAGCAGGUUGUGAAUGCUGACAGACACUACAGCCCUCACUUCCAGGAGAUCCGCAUGCUGAAGGAGGUGGUCGCGGUUUUUCCGGGUGAUGAACUCAUCACCACCUGCACAUACAACACUGAGGAUAGGAGCAGAGCCACCGUGGGAGGGUUUGGCAUCCUGGAGGAGAUGUGUGUGAAUUACGUGCACUACUACCCCCAGACCCAGCUGGAGCUGUGUAAAAGCGCUGUGGAUCCAGGCUACCUGCACCGGUACUUCAACCUUGUGAACAGGUUUAACGACGAGGAGAUCUGCAUGUGCCCACAGGUCUCUGUCCCACAGCAGUUUUACUCCAUCCCCUGGAACACGUUCAACAGGGAUGUGCUGAAAUCCCUCUACGGCUUUGCUCCGAUCUCCAUGCACUGCAACAAAUCCUCGGCCGUCCGCUUCCCGGGCGAGUGGGACAAGCAGCCGCUCCCCAGCAUCACCGAGAGGCUGCGGGAGCGCAUCCCUCGCUGCCCGCCCGCCCCGGGACCUCAGCCCGCUGCCCCCAUCCCCGUCAGCCUGGGCCGGCUCCGGAGGGACUGA